Molecule: messenger RNA, 1041 nt
Organism: Pieris macdunnoughi
Lineage: Eukaryota; Metazoa; Arthropoda; Insecta; Lepidoptera; Pieridae
Source: the annotation of a GenBank genome assembly
AUGGCUAGAUUUUUUAUCUGUUUUCACUUUUGGCGCCAAACGCCUAAAAAAACGAUUACAAGGCAAACGUUGAUUGCAGCGUGUUUUAAGUUGUUUCAGCGUUUUAAUUUAACAAGUUCUAUCAAAAUGAAUCAAUUAAGUAAUGGCGUGUCUAAAUUAAGUAAUGGUUAUGGAAAUCACGAUGAAUAUCAAUACUUAAAUUUGGUGAAACAAAUUAUAGAUACAGGUGAUAAGCGCGUCGAUAGGACAGGUGUAGGCACUCUGUCUAUAUUUGGAGCAAUGCAAAGAUAUUCCUUGAAACAUAACGUACUGCCUCUACUUACCACCAAGCGUGUCUUCACUAGAGGAGUGAUUGAGGAACUACUUUGGAUGAUCUCUGGUUCUACAGACAGCAAAAAAUUAGCACAGAAGAAAGUUCAUAUUUGGGAUGCUAAUGGGUCCAAAGCUUUCCUUGAUAACUUAGGUUUUACAGAACGAGAAGAAGGCGAUCUUGGCCCUGUCUAUGGCUUUCAAUGGAGACACAGUGGUGCCAAUUACAUAGAUUGUAAAACUAAUUAUACUGGACAAGGAAUAGAUCAAUUGCAGAGUGUUAUAAAUACAAUAAAAAACAAACCAGCAGACAGAAGAAUAUUAAUGUGUUCCUGGAACCCAACAGAUCUUGAUAAAAUGGCAUUACCACCUUGCCAUUGUCUUGCUCAGUUUCAUGUUGCUAAUGGUAGACUCUCCUGUCUAUUGUAUCAAAGAAGUGCUGAUAUGGGACUUGGUGUACCUUUUAAUAUUGCCAGUUAUGCCAUAUUAACUCAUAUGAUAGCUCACAUAACUGGACUUGAGGCAGGAGAAUUUGUACAUACUACAGGUGAUACUCAUGUGUACCUCAAUCACAUAGAACCUCUUAAAAAACAAUUAGAAAGACACCCAAAGCCAUUUCCAACUUUAGAAUUUACCAGGAAAAUUGAAUCAAUAGAUGAUUUCAAAUAUGAAGAUUUUAUAAUUAAGGGUUAUGAACCACAUCCUAAGAUUGAAAUGGACAUGGCAGUAUGA